Molecule: messenger RNA, 1272 nt
Organism: Diutina rugosa
Lineage: Eukaryota; Fungi; Ascomycota; Pichiomycetes; Serinales; Debaryomycetaceae
Gene: AVT7
Product: Avt7p
Exons: 1
Coding region: 1-1272 (423 amino acids)
Biological process (GO): amino acid transmembrane transport
Cellular component (GO): fungal-type vacuole membrane
Molecular function (GO): L-lysine transmembrane transporter activity; L-histidine transmembrane transporter activity; L-arginine transmembrane transporter activity
Source: RefSeq, a predicted model, not a curated record
AUGAGUUCCACCACGUCGCUGGGGAUCUCGCUCACCAAGACCAUCAUUGGUGCAGGGAUGCUUUCCAUCCCCUACGCCUUUGCCACCGACGGGGUGUUGUGUGGCGUGUGGCUCAUCCUUGCCGCCGCCAUCACCUCCGGGUUUGGCCUCUUCCUCCAGGCGUACGUGUCCCGCUACGUGCCCCGAGGCCACGCGUCGUUUUUCAGCGUGUGUCUGAUUACAUAUCCCCUGCUUCUGGUGGUGUUUGACAUGGCCAUUGCCGUCCAAUGCUUUGGGUGCUCGUUAUCAUACCUUGUACUUAUUGGUGACCUCAUGCCCACCGUGGUGGCCAAUACUACUCGCACCUUCUGGAUUGGUAUCAGUGCGUUGGUGAUUGUGCCCCUUUCAUUCUUGCGCAACUUGGACUCGCUUAAGUUCUCCUCUGUCAUCGGCCUUUUGGCGAUUUUCUACCUUGCCGUUGUGGUUAUUGGCCACUUCUUGGUGGGCGACAUUCCUCGUGAAGGUACCGUGCUGUGGGUGGUGCCGCCAUCGGUCACGGGGAUGUUUUCCACCUUUAGCAUCUUGGUGUUUGCCUAUACUGGUCACCAAAACAUGUUCAGCAUCAUUAAUGAAGCCAGUGAUAAGAGCUUGCCUGCCCUUUCCCAAUUGAUCAACUUAGCCAUCAUGUUGUCGACGGUGUUGUUUGUGGGAGUGGGUCUUUCCGGCUACCUUACCUUCGGCGACUCUGUAAACGGUAAUGUCAUCUUGCUGUACCCUCCCGGGACCAUCACCACGAUUGCUCGUGCUGCCAUUGUGGUGAUGGUAACCUUUCUGUUCCCGCUUAUGUUCCACCCGGCGCGGAUUUCCGUCAACAACAUCUACUACUGGCUUACCACUCGCAGCCAACAAACUGCUGCUCCUGCGGAAACUGAAGCGGGCGAGACUCAACCCUUGGUGGAUGAUGAACACGCUAGUGGUUCCAAGGAAGCAGUGGUGGUGCCCUUCCCCGCCGUGCCCUACGUCGUCAUCACUUCCCUCUUGCUUGCCGCUGCCUAUGCGCUUGCCCUUUCCAUCACCCUGUUUGCGUUAGUGCUCGCCGUGGUUGGGGCAACCGGAUCCACCGCCAUUUCAUUCAUUUUACCGGGGCUUUUCGGUUACAAGUUGAUUGGCUCCGAGUUGCCCGUCGAGACCUACGCCAUUCUGUCGCUCCGCAACGCGGCGUUGGGGCUCUCGGUGUGGGGCGGGUUGGUGAUGGUGGUGUGCCUAGGCGCCAUCAUUGCUGGAAACUACUAG